AUGUAUAUAUUUUAUUGUGUUUAUUUUAAAAUGGUAGGCUUUGUUAAUCUAAUGUAUGGCACUUAGUAACAGAUUCGGUUUCUUUUUGGCAUGUUUCAAUGACGGAUCAUAUACGCCAGGUUAUCGUUUAACCCGAGACAAAAAACAUGGACAUACGACCCAACCACACCAUUUACAUCAACAACGUAAAUGACAAAAUUAAAAAAGAAGAGCUGAAGAGGUCGCUGUAUGCGCUGUUCUCUCAGUUCGGGCAGGUCAUUGAUAUCGUGGCCUUGAAGACGAUGAAGAUGAGAGGCCAGGCGUUUGUGGUCUUCAGAGAGCUGGGCUCUUCUACCAACGCUCUUCGUCAACUGCAGGGAUUUCCAUUUUACAAUAAGCCCAUGCGCAUACAGUACGCCAGAACGGACUCCGAGGUCAUCUCUAAAAUGCGUGGCACAUUUGGAGACAAAGAAAAGAAGAAAGACAAGAAGAAGAAGGCUCUGGAGUUGGCUUCAAAUCCUGCAAAGAAAGCAGCGCUGGGUACAAAUGCACAGCCAAAUGCUGCUCCAGUUCAGCAGACUCCUGACAAUCCACCCAACUACAUCUUGUUCCUCAACAAUCUUCCAGAGGAAACCAAUGAAAUGAUGUUGUCCAUGUUGUUUAAUCAGUUCCCUGGUUUUAAGGAGGUGCGGCUGGUUCCGGGCAGACAUGACAUCGCCUUCGUGGAGUUUGAGACCGAGGGACAGGCAGGCGUGGCCAGAGACGCACUCCAGGGCUUCCGCAUCACCUCCACCUGCGCCAUGAAGAUCACGUACGCCAAGAAAUAGCCCCGGGCGGGCGGACAGGGCGCUAAUGUGGACUGUAGCAGUGUUUGAGCUGCUCCUCAUGAAGGUGUAUUUUUUUUUUUUAUGCUUUGUGAGGCAAUUGAGGAUCAUCUGGGCUUUGAUUCUUUGGAACAAAAUCAGUUGGAAACGGUCAAGAUGGACAGCUGGGAAAAUGCUUUUUAUUUUAUUUUUUUCCUUUUUACAUUUUGAAAACAGAAUUAGCUGUCUCUUGUGUUUAGAGGAAUAAAAUGAUUUUUGUAAGAUGA
Molecule: messenger RNA, 1069 nt
Organism: Conger conger (European conger)
Lineage: Eukaryota; Metazoa; Chordata; Actinopteri; Anguilliformes; Congridae
Gene: snrpb2
Product: small nuclear ribonucleoprotein polypeptide B2
Exons: 7
Coding region: 147-806 (219 amino acids)
Biological process (GO): mRNA splicing, via spliceosome
Cellular component (GO): U1 snRNP
Molecular function (GO): U1 snRNA binding
Source: RefSeq, a predicted model, not a curated record